Messenger RNA from Olea europaea var. sylvestris, 2394 nucleotides. Its product is annotated as ferredoxin-dependent glutamate synthase, chloroplastic-like. Gene Ontology annotation, molecular function: glutamate synthase activity. The coding region runs from base 1 to 1938 and encodes 645 amino acids. The record is from RefSeq and is a predicted model, not a curated record. The transcript is spliced from 15 exons. NCBI's taxonomy places the organism in Eukaryota, Viridiplantae, Streptophyta, Magnoliopsida, Lamiales, Oleaceae.
AUGUUGCUAAACUUUUUAUACUUUGUUUCGUUCAUAAUGGGAUUUUGUGAAUGUAAAUGUCAGGUUACAAAUCCUGCCAUUGAUCCUCUCAGAGAAGGAUUGGUCAUGUCUCUUGAAGUUAACCUUGGGAAGAGAGGAAAUAUACUAGAAAUUGGUCCUGAGAAUGCCUCUCAGGUAAUUUUGUCGAGUCCUGUGCUGAAUGAAGGGGAGCUUGAGUCUUUAUUGAAAGAUCCAUACUUGAAAGCCCAAGUAUUGCAUACAUUUUUUAACAUAAGGAAAGGGGUUGAUGGUUCAUUGGAGAAAGCACUUACUAAGCUUUGUGAAGCUGCUGAUGAAGCUGUUAGAAAUGGUUCUCAGCUGCUUGUGCUUUCUGAUAGGUCUGAUGAGCUGGAGGCAACUCGGCCUGCAAUUCCAAUUCUUCUUGCUGUGGGUGCUGUUCACCAGCAUCUAAUUCAGAAUGGACUGCGAAUGUCAGCAUCUAUAAUUGCUGAUACUGCUCAAUGCUUUAGUACUCAUCAGUUUGCAUGUUUGAUUGGAUACGGUGCAAGUGCUGUAUGUCCAUACUUGGCACUUGAGACUUGCAGACAGUGGCGCUUGAGUAAUAAAACUGUGAACCUGAUGAGGAACGGGAAAAUGCCCACUGUUACAAUUGAACAGGCUCAAAAGAAUUUUUGCAAGGCUGUAAAAUCUGGCCUUCUGAAAAUUCUCUCCAAAAUGGGCAUCUCAUUGCUGUCAAGUUAUUGUGGUGCUCAGAUAUUUGAAGUUUAUGGAUUGGGCAAAGAGAUCAUCUAUAACUUGGGGUUGGGUGCUGAACAGAAGCUCCUGCAAGUUGAAUUUAGUAUAACUGGGGUUUGGGGUUGGAUUCUUUUUGAAGCACGUGUUAAUGAUUUCUUGACAAUAUUUGGCCAGGUAAGAGGAAUGUUGGCCCAACUGGGCUACGAAAAACUGGAUGACAUAAUUGGACUUACAGAGCUACUAAGAUCUCGAGAUAUUUCAUUGAUGAAGACUCAGCAUCUUGAUCUUAAUUAUAUUCUUUCUAGUGUCGGAUUACCAAAAUGGAGCAGCACUAUGAUUAGGAAUCAGGAAGUUCACAGCAAUGGUCCGGUCUUGGAUGAUGUCUUGCUUUCAGAUCAAAAGGUAUCAGAGGCAAUUGAGAAAGAACUGGUGGUUAAUAAAACUGUAAAUAUAUACAAUGUGGACAGAGCAGUUUGUGGGCGUGUUUCAGGUGUAAUUGCAAAGAAAUAUGGAGAUUCUGGUUUUGCUGGGCAGCUAAAUUUAACAUUCACAGGGAGUGCUGGGCAGUCGUUUGCAUGUUUUCUGACACCUGGAAUGAACAUUCGACUUGUAGGAGAAGCUAAUGAUUAUGUGGGGAAGGGUAUUGCCGGAGGUGAAUUGGUUGUGACUCCUGCUGAAAAUACCGGGUUUUUGCCUGAGGAUGCCACUAUUGUAGGGAAUACCUGCUUGUAUGGAGCCACAGGAGGUCGGGUCUUCGUCAGAGGGAAAGCUGGGGAGCGUUUUGCAGUGAGAAACUCACUUGCUCAAGCAGUGGUGGAAGGCACUGGAGAUCACUGUUGCGAGUACAUGACGGGAGGUUGUGUGGUGGUGCUUGGAAAGGUGGGUAGAAAUGUGGCAGCAGGUAUGACUGGAGGUUUGGCGUACAUUCUUGAUGAGGACGAUACACUUAUCCCCAAGGUGAACAAGGAAAUUGUGAAGAUCCAGAGAGUGGUUGCUUUGGUCGGUCAGAUGCAACUAAAGAGCCUUAUUGAAGCCCAUGUUGAAAAAACCGGGAGCAGCAAAGGCGCUGCCAUUCUCAAGGAAUGGGACAAAUAUUUGCCACUCUUUUGGCAACUGGUUCCACCAAGUGAAGAAGACACUCCGGAGGCUUGUGCCAACUUCGACCAAACAGCCACUGGGGAGGUGACUUUGCAAUCUGCAUAGGAUAUGGCGGGAUUAGUCGAAGAUGGGCCAUGUAUGCGCAAACUUGCAACCUAUAACUCAGCAAAUAUGCAUUUGUAUAGAACACUCAGUCCCUACCUUUUGGAAUGGAAUCACCAUUGUUGGCCACAUGCAAAAGAUCUUUCAUAGUGCCAUCAGCAGCUGUACAGGAUCUUUGAGAUAAUGUAGGUACUAGGUUGUCCGAAUCUGAGGCUGCAUUUCCUGAGAUUUUGAUCAAAUUUAAAUCCCCACCCCCAACCUAGCACCCAGUUAUGGUGUCAAAACUCACAGGCAACUUCUUCAUGGCCAUUUUCUCCAUUUAAUGUCCAAUAAUUAGAACUUUCCAUAAAGAAUGCAAUGGUCAAUAAAGAAUACAUUUGUCUCCAUAAUUUUGUGGAGCGGAUACAUUGAAAUAAGUUAUGGUUUACUAAGAUGCACUGUGGUGCAUUUGUUUGGUUU